This is a messenger RNA of Zootoca vivipara (common lizard), 9292 nucleotides long. RefSeq names its product matrix metallopeptidase 23B (gene MMP23B). Lineage: Eukaryota; Metazoa; Chordata; Lepidosauria; Squamata; Lacertidae. Gene Ontology annotation, molecular function: zinc ion binding; metalloendopeptidase activity. Gene Ontology annotation, cellular component: extracellular matrix. Gene Ontology annotation, biological process: collagen catabolic process; proteolysis; extracellular matrix organization. The record is from RefSeq and is a predicted model, not a curated record.
GGGGGGGGCAAGGAAAGCAGUAUUCUUGCACUUUAAAAAAGAAAAGUGGAGGGUAAAUUGGGUUCCUCAUUUCCUGGAGAGAGGGGCAGGCCUCGGAGAGAGGACGCUCACAACCAAAUAUUCCACACAUUCCCCUCUCCCACCCACCCCGGCCUCCUUCCAGUUUUGAAGAUCCUCUAUUUUAACAAAGCCAUGAUCCAAUAUGAUAAAUGGUGAUGGACAGUGUGUGUGUGUGUGUGUGUGUGUGUGUGUGUGUGUGUGUGUGUGUGUAAGAGGGAGAGGGAGAGAGAGAGAGGUACUGGGUAAAAAAACAAAAACCCAAAACACUGAAACAGAAAUAUUCUUCUAUGUUGAAGUGCAAAUGUUUUUAUUUCUUCAAAAUGCCCAAAAUGCCACACGCAGGUGUUUUCCAAUGAGAGAGAUCUAUUAAAAGUCGAGAGAUUACAAUAAAAAUGAAAAAUGACUUGACAAAGAAUUCCCCCCCUCCAUCCCACCCUUGAUUUAAGACAUUUUCCACAUCCCACCCCCUGGCCAUGCCUAGUGCAAAUGAUUCAGGCAUUUAACACUGUCCUUGUUGUUAAAGGGAGCCAAAUCUGGGCUUUGGUGUGAACUGAACGUUGACAAGCCACAGCAAACGCAACAGUCCCUUUGCAGAGGCUGUUGCAUCAUAAAGAAAGAAGGAUAAUUUAUUAUGUUUUGGGUAGGUUGGGGUGGGGGCUGAGAAUGAAAACCAACUAGUUGCUCUAAGCCACAGUUCAGUUGUGUGUUGGGAAACCAUGGUUUGCUGCAACGUACCAAAUUGAGUCAGCCACGCUCGUCCAAACUCUUCAUGCAACUGUGAGUCGUAGGGUCAAGCAGAUCCUGACACAGGUCUGGUGGAAAUGUGCAAGGCAUUUGCUGAACCUUGUUUCAAAACUUCCCAGGGACUCUCUUUGCUAGGCUUGCCUUGCUGUUGGUCUCUGCGUGUUGCAGAGGAUUUUAGUGAUGGGGGGGGGAGCUACUGUUUUUUUAAUAUGUAUUUUAGUUGGAGCCCCAAACGGUGCGCUUUCCUGAUUUUUCCAGGUCGCUCUGAGACAGUCCCUGAACCCUGGAGCUUGCAAUCUGAAAUACAUGACACACAAGGAAAAAGGACUGGUGAGGGAGGAGGAAACACAAGGCACCAAUGCCGAAAAUUACUAUGAUGGCCAGCUGGGAUAGAAUCUGCUCAGGUAGCCUGAUUGGACACUGGCCGUGAGGACAGAGCUGAGGGAGGUCCAAAGACAGCUGGUUUCCCAAAAUCCCUUAACGGCUAUAUGUUUCACAAGCUGAGUAGGAGUUUUAUACAGUGGUAGCUCUGGUUAAAAACUUAAUUUGUUCCGGAGGUCCGUUCUUAACCUGAAACUGUUCUUAACGUGAGGUACCACUUUAGCUAAUGGGGCCUCCCACUGCCACCGUGCCACUGGGGUGUGGUUUCUGUUCUCAUCCUGAGGUAAAGUUCUCAAGCUGAGGUACUACUUCUGGGUUAGUGGAAUCUGUAACCUGAGGUGUCUGUAACCCGAGGUGUUUGUAACCCGUGGUACAACUGUAUGUAUUUUGAUAAAAGGGAGCCUGCAGUAAAAUGUGGUAGUGUAGGGUGCUCAUUUUAUGGUGCCAGCCAGCCAGCCACCUGUCCAUGCCCUCUUUGGGGAUAUUUCAUUCACAAGAGGUUCUCCCAUGGGGGGCUAAUUCAUACUCUUAUUCUGUGGAACCAACCACAUGGCAAUAGGUUUGGAGCUAUGGGACCUUAUAUGGCUAUUAACCAAGCAGAGGAUCCUGAACUGUAUCCUCUGCCUCCAGAAUGGCACAAUAAACCAUGGUUGGCAUGACACCCAGGUUUAACAAACACCAGUGCCUUUGCUCCUUUUGAAGGACUCUGGACAAUAUCAGUGAGAUGCGUCGACUUGAACAGAUGGCAAGGUGAGUGUUUUGUCUUAUUUUCCCUACCACUGUGUGGCAUUUGGCUGCAGAAUUCAGCUGCCUUGAUGAUAUUGGGUUUGUGGGUUUUUUAUAAAAAGUUUCUAGUCCCCAUGGCUGAAAUCUCAGAAGGGUGGCUAGUUAAGGUUUUCUGCGCUUUUGGUGGCGACGAGAGGCUUCUGUAGCCUGGGCAGCUCCUUGAGCCACCCGACAAAGAGCAAAAAGCAAAACAAGGCAAAAUCAGGAAGUGUUAAUUCUAUUGUAUGGAAUUUGCAGUCGUGAGGUAGCUUUGAAAGGGGGCCAAGAGGAUGGCCCACCCCACUCAGCCUGGAUAGCUCAGUUGGUUAGAGCAGUGUUUUUCAACCACUGUUCCGCGGCACACUAGUGUGCCGUGAGAUGUUGCCUGGUGUGCUGUGGGAGAAUUACUUUAUAUAUAGUCAAUAUAGGCACAGAGUUAAAUUUUUUAACAUUUUCUAAUGGUGGUGUGCUUCCUGAUUUUUUUCAUGAAACAAGUGUGCCUUUGCCCAAAAAAGGUUGAAAAACACUGGGUUAGAGCAUCAUGAUGAUAAGCCAAGGUUGCAGGUUCAAUAUUCCUGCAAUGCAGGGGGUUGGACUGGAAUCGGGGGUCAGCAAGGUUUACCUCGCCUGGGCCGGUUCACUCCAGCGAAGAUCCCUCCGUGGGCCAGAUCGCGUGUGCGAUUUCCGACAUCUGCAAAGACGCGAUUUCCUACGUCUGCGCAGACACAAUUUCUGGUGCCAUGGAAGUGAGUCUCUGCACCGUGCUGUGCCAGUUUAGUGCAGUGCAUGGGGACUCGCGAGUGGGCGGCUCGGUUCGGGGGCGGCUCGUGGACCGGUUAAAUGACCCCUAUGGGCUGCAUGUUGCUGACCCCUGGACUAGAUGAUCCUCAGGGUCCCUCCCACCUUGAUGAUUCUAUUAUUUAUUUGCCAUUUACAUGCUAAAAAGGCUUACGGCUGCUACAUCAUUAUAAUAAUAUAAUAUCUAAUCAAUUACACAUUUUCAGUAACAUAAGUAAGCAGCACCUCUUCAACCUUAGCAUUUGACACCUGAGAGACAUAGAUUUUCAGCACCUGCUCUCUUCCUGGGACUGCAAUUUGUUUUAAUUUGAAUUUUAAAUAGUUGCAAGCGACCCUGGGACUUUUUGGCGUAGUGUGCGUAAUAAACAUAAGUGAUUAUGACAGAGCGCAACAAUGCCCUUGUCAUCCGCGAUCAUAUCAGGAGAGCAUCACCAAACAGCUAAUGCAGCAGAACGAUGUGUGGACAGGGCUGUAUGAAUCCUGCAUUGCAGGGGGUUGGACUAGAUGACCCUCAGAGAGUCCCUCCUACAAAUCUGGUGAAAUCCGCCACCAGUGCACCAUCACUCUGUCAAUGACAUGCUGCACAAAAAAGACAUUGGUCCAGGGGAGCCCUCGGGUGUCGACUGCAUCUAGUUUUGCAAGCUCUCCCCUUUGCUGUCUCCACCCCUGGCCAACCCUGCAGCAAACUGUUCUUCCAUCACUUAGCCCAGUGCUAAGACGUGCACCUUGAGUGAACAGGCGGAGAGUGUUCAGAGACCACGGACAAAUAGUUCCCUUUCUCUGCCCAGCUGUGAAGGGCAGGAGAAGUCGGGGUUAGCCUGCUGUGAAGAGGAAGGCAGGGAGAAUCUCCUCCCUGCUCGAUUUUUGUAGAACGGAAAAAGCCCGUGGUGCGAUCAAGCAGGUCCUGCCCUGGCAGGCUCAUUACAAAGCCCCGGGAACUCGCUGUUUUGUGGGUUGGAUGAUUCCGGCUCUUGGUGCACUUUCAAGUUUGCCAAUUUUAUUUUAUUUUUUAAAUGUCAAGGUGGGCUGCAUCUGGAUUUGGGGGGAGCCUGGCUUAUUUAUCCAGUUGAGCAGGCUCCCGGGGCGGCCUACAAAGGUCACUGACAAGUCUUACAAAGACUUAGAAUCGAAAAAAGAUUGUUUCCUCCUCUGGGAAUCGAAAAAGAUUGUUUCCUCCUCUCCCAUUCUCUUAUGUUUGGCUUUCCUAGGGGAAAGUCAUGGAGCGGCAUCCAUCGGAAGCACAAAAGGCCACCUUUGAAUAGUGACCACCUGCAUUUUCUCCAGAUAGAUGUUUGUUUGCUUUAUUUUGCUGAAACAGAUUUGAGAGUUCUGCCAACCUCUGGGUGAGCUGGCUUCUCACCCUUUGCAUUGUGAUGAGCGGAGGAGGAGGAAAGUCAUGGCCUACCUUGGAGGAAUAAGUAGCAAAGAAGGGAGUGAGGGUGUUAGCUUGGGCCCAAUUCCUAGGUAAAUGAAAGGGAUGUUGGAGAAGUUCGAUGAAAAACAGAUGCUGGAGCAGAAAUUCCCAAUGUUCAGAAUUGAGUCAGUGGUUAGAAUGUCAGAUUAGGACCUGGGAGACCAGGGUUCUAAUCCUCACUACCUAUAAAGUAGCUUAUUAAAGACCACCAACCUUUUCCUUAGGAGGAAAUAUUUUUUGUGAAUUGAGAGAAAUGUAUGCGAGUCUAAUCGUGUCCUGCCCAUGUAACACCUUUUCUCUCUGGCCUGGGCAGUUUUAAAAUGGGAUUGGAUACACACACACACACACCUCGAUUACUGCUAUCCAUGAUGACUAAAUGGAACCUCCAGCAUCAGAGGCAGUAUAUGGGUAAAUAGCAUGUGCUGCUGCUGAACAAUAUGAGUACAUUUUAAUGGUAUUAAAGAUUAAAGAAUUUUAAAGAGUGGAUCCUCCUUGUACAGGAGCAGGAUACCUCUGAAUGCCAGUUCCUAGGGAGAAACACCAGGGGGCAGCAGACACUUGCCUCCUUCCCUGCUUAUGAGCUGCUAGAGGUGUCUAGAUAGCUGUGGUUGCAAACAGGGCAGUGAAUCAAAGACAUAAACUGUGUUGCUGUUCUCCGCAAGCAGCUGGUUUAAGUCUCGAUGUUUUUCUCUUUAAUUUCUGUCUGCAUUUCCGUUCUAAUCUCAGAUAUAUUUUUGAGCCUGCUGCUUUUGACGAGAGAGAGAGAGAGAUUUGUUUGCGAGUUGUGGGUCUGCAUAAUUGUCUGGGACAUCUUGUCCCGCAAACAAAUUUUAAAAUUCUUGGAAUUCUCUUGACGGAAGACGUUUUCUCCAUUGCUCCUUAGAUUUUUGUUCUUCAUCUUUUUCAGGCCCUCCAGGCAUAUGCUUUCCUUGUGCGCUCAUGAUUAUUUGUGUUCGCAGUGGUGUCACUGCAAAAGUUUUGAGGUGGACACACACUGCUUCGUUUCCAAUCAGUGCCUGUGAUGUGACUUCUGCUGAAACCCUAUAACUUUUUGUACCACAAAUUUUCCAGGGAUUCUUGUUCCCCUGCCUCCAUUUCUGUUGCCCUAUAGUGCGGCAACAUUUGGGAAGUAUUGCAGAACCAACUAAUAAAGCAGAAUUAGGUGGGGACGGUCCAGUAUAUAUCCACCACGAAUGUGCUGUUAUUGCCUCCAUGACAUGUUCGCUCAGUUUCCAAUAUUAAGUUUCAUUCUACACAUUUCCACAUCAGUUUGCAGAUUGACCGACUUCCUUAGUCCUCGCGCAAACCCAUCUGUGCGUACUUUUUCCUGACGUACACACAAUUUUGUCUGCAUUGUUGGCUAAUGUGCUCAUUUUGAGAAUGCAAUGUUCCCUUAUAAAACAUUAUUGUAUGUUGCAUUGCAAAAUUCAGAGAAGUGCAAAUUUUGAACAAGUGCUGCUUUUCAGUUGGUUUAUUGUUUCAGAAAGCGUGACUUAGGUAGGCUGACCUGUAAAGGGGAACUCCCCCCCAUCAAAUCCCCCCCCAUCCUCAAAUGACCACAAUGCCCAGGCUUUUCUCUUAUACCUCCAUAGGACCUUCCCUCCCCGCCGUCUUUUCUAUCUCGCUUCUUGACACAGGACUGAAAAAGACAUGCAAGGUUGCAAGGAAUAUUUUCCCCUCUCCUUGGGCCAAAAUUAAAUUGAGCUGGAUUCAACAAUCAUUGAGAACCGGCCAAGUCAAACAGCCAGAUGUGAAAAUUGAAAGAAGGGGGGGAAAGGUAGAAACACUCAUUAAAGAGAAGGGAGAAUUAAGAAUAGCCUGUUGUGCUGCUUAUGUAAUGCCAUUUACCAUGGCUGUGUGUCAAAGCAUGUAAACACGGCCAGCCUCUCCUUUUUUUAAAAAAAUGGAGAAAGUAACAGCAUGGUUCAAUUAAGGACAGGGCUAUUUUCCAUCCUUUGGGGCAAGCCCUGGCCUGGUAUAGAAUCAGGGGAUAGAAUGCAGUGCAAAGUGUUAUCAAUUUUCAUUUUUAAAGAAAGCCCACAAGUUGCUAGUCCUCAUUAUGGUUAGGAAGAUAAGCCUAACCCCCACUUAGGAUCUGAAGCUGUAAACUUUUGACCUGGGGAUUCCACCACCUCUCUCCGAAGCAUGCCUAGGCCAGAUCGAAGUUCCUUUUGUCUUCAAUGAACUUGCUUAUAUUAUAGGCUUUAAAAAGAAAAAACGCCCAUGAUUCUUUAGCAGCUUAAUUGCCCAAGCCUGCAAAACACCAUGCACGUUUGAUGUUGUGGCUUGUGGGUAUGACUUGGCCAAUACGGCCUCGUGAUUUGGAUCAAAAGGCCUGGUGGGCCACAUCAGGCCUACGCAAUGGAUCUUGUGCACGAGUACUUCAGGCUUUGAACUCGUCUCCUGUGCCCGGAUCACAGACUUAACCUUGACGGCUUGCCCAGGCUUCGAACCCCACUCAGGCAUCUCUGCCCACUGGGGCUGCAGACUGCACCUCAUUCAAGUCUCGUCUUGCCACCCUUUUGAUUUUUAUCAAUUCCCUGCAAGGGAGGAGAAUUGGGGCUUAUUUUCCCAGUCUUCAAUUGCUAAACCUAUGCAAGCUCUCCCCAGAGUCCCUUUCUCCAUCUAAUUUUUCCCCUGGCACACACACCUCCCAGCUGCAAUGCCCGCUGCUCGAACACCAAAGGUUUUCUUUGGCUAUCUUGCCUUCAGAGCAAACAUUUCGCUUCUCCUGACUUUUUUUUUAAAAAGAGCCAGCACCCCCUAACUUCAUAUUAGGAGCUCUGUCUGUCUCCGCCUCGAAGCACGAGGGGAACGAGAGAGCUUUGCUUUCCAAGAAAGUGCUCUUUGGCUUGAAAGAAAACCGUUCCACCCUCGCCUUGGCGUGAGCAUGACCCUAACCUGCCCAGGGAUAGCAAGCCAUUUCUCUUGCUCCGGGGAAACUGCAGCCUUUUCUGCCUGUCUCAGAUUGAAGGAGGCUCCAGGGGAAAGAACUGGCCAGGCAUGGAGCAUAUGGAAAAGUUUUCCGCCGGCUUUUCUCGUGGCUUUCUACCAACGGAGAAGCAGAGAAGCCCUAAAUGGCCUUGCAUCUUGAGUUUCUUAUGCAUUAUUCCGCUCCUGGGUCUACUGGCUGCUCGGGAAGGUUUGCUUGAGACGAAAGCAAGAGAGACUGAGGCAGAUCCUGCACUUCACGCUUUCCCUCCUGGAAUUCCCCCUGCUCUCCGAGAUGGCAAGUUUCCACCCCAUCCCCAUAGCCGGAAGAAACGCUACACGCUCACGCCAGGUCACCUGAAGUGGGACCACUUCAAUCUCACGUACAAGAUCCUGUCUUUUCCUAGGAACAUCAUCAACGAGAGCCAGACAAGGAAGGGCCUGUCUGCUGCUUUCCGCAUGUGGAGUGACGUCUCGCCCUUCAGCUUCCGAGAGGUGCCGCCGAGGGCAGCCAGUGACCUAAAAAUUGGCUUCUAUUCCAUAAACCAUACAGACUGCUUGGAGUCCAGUAUCCACCACUGUUUUGAUGGCACAACGGGAGAGCUUGCACAUGCCUUUUUCCCUCAGACAGGCGAGAUCCAUUUUGACGACCAUGAAUACUGGAUCGUGGGCAACACGAGGUUCAGCUGGAAAAAGGGCGUUUGGCUUACAGACCUGGUCCACGUUGCAGCCCACGAAAUCGGCCACGCUUUGGGCCUCAUGCACUCCCUGGACCCCAAUGCCUUGAUGCACAUCAAUGCCACCCUGACUGGGAAAAACACCAUUUCACAGGACGAGAUGUGGGGGAUCUUCCGCCUUUACGGCUGUAAAGAUCGAAUAUUCAUAUGUCCUUCAUGGUCUCAGAAAGGCUACUGCAGAACACGCAGGAAGUUUAUGAAGAAACAUUGUCCGUAUAGCUGCGACUUUUGCUCAGAAUUCCCAUUCCCAACGGUGAUGCCAACUCCGCCUCCCCCGAGGAUGAAAACGAGGAUUGUUCCCGAAGGCAGGAAUGUUACCUUCCGCUGUGGCCAGAAGAUCAUUAAUAAAAAAGGCAAAGUUUACUGGUAUAAAGAGAAGGAGCUUCUGGAAUACUCCUAUCCGGGAUACCUGUCUCUGAAUGACGACCACAUGAGCAUCAUAGCCAACGUCAUCAAUGAAGGGACCUAUACUUGUGUAGUGAAGAAAAAGUCUCAGAUCCUCACCACGUAUUCCUGGAGGGUCAGGCUGAAGCACUAGCAUGGAACCCUUUGCAAAGGACUUUGGUAUAACCCAAGUGGUUCUGUCCUAUGUUGGGUUUCCUCUUUUCUGCCUGUCGUUUUGUAUAUCUAACUUUCAGCACCCAAUCUUAAAAACGGCAAAGCCCAUCCACAGGUGUGGCUUGGGCAAUGUGUGGGGAGGCUGGGCCUUCCUCCCCAACAGAUUACCGCUUCCAAAAGGAGAUGAGUACAAAAUUCAUCUGUUCUGUAUAUUUUAGUUUUAGCAGGUCAAAGAGAUGGGAGCUAGAACGGUUGUUUUGUUUAUCUUGCUACCAUUACGAAAAGAGAGUCUGUAAAAUGUACAAGGUGGGGGGACCCAAACAAAGCCCACACACCUGUGGACAUUAGGUCUGGGGAGGUCCCAACAGCUUUGGGAAGUGGAAAUGUCUAGUGUCUACCAGAUGGAGAAUAACUGAAAUGUCACCUUGGGUAAUAAAUUCAGCUGCAAUAUUGCUAUUGCUGCAGUUAAUUUUUAUUUUCCUUACAAAAGUGAUGAUAAGAUAUAGAAUCAGGUGUGGGGAACCUUUGGCCCUCCAGUUGUUGCUGUGCUACAACUCCCAUCAUCCCUGCUUGCUGGUGCUGAUGGGAGCUGUAGUUCAGCGGCACUUGAAGAUGCUACGUAGCUCCUAGGUGUAACGAUCGCGUAUUCCUCAGAGUAACAAAAAAGAUUUGUCCACCAUGAGCCAUCGACUCUCCGAUUUGCUCUCUGUGAUGGCAACUCAAGCAAGCUUACGAGACACUGUUAAAUUCCUUGCAUAUGUUGUGAUGCACUUAUCCCUCGGUCGAGCCUCUUGAAGAGCUGUCUACAGCUUCUGGAAAGCUAAAGGACAGUUGAUCCUCUAGGAAUUUCACUGGUAAAUUACUGCGGUUCUCCUGUUUGAAUAAAGUGCUUCCUGACUCUGCC